Molecule: messenger RNA, 24156 nt
Organism: Caenorhabditis auriculariae
Lineage: Eukaryota; Metazoa; Nematoda; Chromadorea; Rhabditida; Rhabditidae
Source: the annotation of a GenBank genome assembly
AUGGAUCGAGAAAACAUUCCAUGGAAGAAAAUCGCCAUCGCUGGAGGCGUCGGUGUCGGCGUCACGCUAGCGGUGGGCUAUUGGUAUAAAAAGCGAAAAAACGUUGAGUUUUUAUUUUGGGAAGUUUGUGAGAUGUACGAACUCAAAAAUUUCAGUCUGAAGAAUCAGCCAAAAUUAAUGCGUUAAAAGAAGUCGGAGUGAAGCUUUUCACGGCAGGAGAAUUCGAAGAAGCCCUCACGGUCGGUUUUUUUCACAGAAAUCUAAAACGGAAAAAAAGUUUUUACCUAAAAAUAAAUCAAGCUGAAUGUAUAUAGGCAACUUUUUGGAUAAUAGCACUGCAUUUGUGGAGUUUCUGAAAUCUAGAAUUCUGAUAAUUGCAAUAACUUUUUUUUUCAUUCCAUCCGCUUUUUUUUAUUGACGAAAAGUAUUUUUCAACAUAAUCGUUCUGAAUGUUUCAAACUCUAACUACCCAGUAUGGGGCUCAGUAUUUCUUUUAACAUUGUUAUUUUAGUAACUUUAGUAUAUCAGUUUAAAACUAAAAUAUUUGAAUAAUGUUCUUGUUAAUGUCUUUUUAGGUAUUAUAAAGAUGAACGAAAUAAUUUCAGGCCUUCGAACGCGCGAUCAAAGCAGCUCAGCCUGGUGAUGAAGCCAUCGUAGCAAUGUGUCAUCAGAAUCGAGCAGCUUGUCAAGAAGUUCGUUGAUAUCAAUUUUGGUUUUUUUUAAACUUUCUCGAUUUAUUUAUUCAUCUUUUCACAAAUCUGAGUGGAGAGGGAAAAAUGAAUAAAUCAGUUUCAAAAUUGCCUUAAUGAUAAAAGAUACCAGGAAAGUAGUUUUUUAGAGUUUAAAAACCGACCAUGUCGUUGAUCUGAAAACAUUUUCGCAGAGGUUUAGUUCGACGUUUUCUAGAGGAGACGGCAAACUGAGAAUGGAUGAAAUGAUGGCAAAUGACUAAGAGUCACAACGCCUAUUGCAAUAUCCUUGUCGGAACAAUAUAAAAUUUCAGAAGCUGAAUGCUCCCAUUGAAGACAUUUUGUCGGAGUGCUACGCAGCCAUCAAGAACAAUAACAACUACGCGAAGGCACAUUUCCGUCUGGCCAAGCAUCUUGCCCAAGUGAACAGGUGCAACGACGCUUUGGCCCGUGAGUUCUUAUUCAGUAGUUUUCCAACGUCAAAUUUUAAGAUUAUUUGCUUUGUUUUGCAAUUUCAAUUCAAAAUGGAAAUCAGCAUAGUUGUCAAGCAGAACUUUUAUGGAGAUAUGAAUAUUAUUCUUUGCGUUUAGAAAAAAAUAUCGAAAGUGUUGGAAAAGCACAGAGAAAAUAUUUUUUGAAGCAGUUUAUGAACGUUUUUCAAAUGAAAUAUUUAUAGAUCUUUACUGCGCUAUCACUCUGGACAAAGGCUACAACACUCCGAACGUUUGCGAGACUUUUAUGAGAAAACUCCAGAAUAAUCUCGAAGUUAAUAGUUUCGCGUAGUAGAAAAUGUUUUGAUAAUGUUCAGGUCGAAUUCCUCACUCCCUAUGAUCUCCCAGAAAAAGAAAAGCCGGUCAAUCUUGCAAGAGUGAGUCCUCAGAAUUAAGAAUUUCGAUUUAACAUUAGAUAUUUUUAGAUCCAACCUUGGUUAUACAAUUGGGAUUACAACGACAGUAUCAAAGAAGAUAUGAAGACUUUUGUGGCGGCAGAGGGAAACGAAAACGACAAGUAUUUUAUUCUAAAGUUUAGAAGUGACUAACGCUUUUAUAUUUCAGGUGCUAUGCCGAAGCUCUGGCUCUCAUCUCAAAACAAGAUUUUGAUGCUGUGCUCAACGUGCUCUCCCCCUCGCUAAGCAGUUUCAGAAACACUCUACUCUCGGCAAAGUUCCACUAUUACUCUAACAUGAUCAAGCAAGGAGAACAAUUGAAGGUCAAAAAUUGAAAAACUCUUUCUGAAAUAUAUAUUCAUUAUUAUCAUUCAAUUUAUCAGUAAGUUUGUAAAAUCGACCGAUUUGUAGAAGCAGACAGAAAAAAGGUUUCUUUUUAAAUUUUUGAAGACUUUUCCGAAAAUGUGAUUGUCUGGCAAUCCAAACUUAUGUUUUAUCUUGGUUUUAUUUACAGCUCGAAAGUUUAAUGAUCCGACUGGCCUCGGAGAUCAAAAAUCUGAACGUGGAAAAAGACGAAAAAUUGAUCCUUGCAUACUACAUCUUUUUGUUGGAGAGUAAUGCGGCAACUCGGAAAGUCAAACAGUGAGUUUUGGAAAGUAAUCUUUGCUUUUUUGAUGAACGUUAGUAAAAAUUGCAUACAGGAAUAUUAUUUUUUUUCAUCUAACCAGGAAACAUUGUUUACCCUCCGUUUUAAAUUUCGAUGAAACUUUGCUGAGGUGUACUUUAGGAACUCCUGAUUGCAGAUCAAGAAAAACAUUUUUUGCAAGAGAUCUCGUUUCCGAGUUAUUGAGCUUCAAAGUGGGCAAAAUACGCAAAUUAGGCCAAAAAGCGCUAUUUCGGGCUUGUGAAGUGUUCUAACUCAAAAACGAGAUCUAUUCAAACUUUUUUCUGUUCUGGAAUUAGGGGGUCCUUGAGUACAUUUCAGCGAAGUCUGAGCAAAAGUUCAACGAGAAAUCUGUUCUUAGUAAAAAUUUACAUUGUCUUCGAUAUAUCAAAAAUAAGUACUUCAGAGAAAACACUACUAUUUCAGUUUUUUUUUUCAGAAAACAUGAGAAGAUGGAAAAUCGUUUUUUUUUCAGGAUUUUGAACGAGGCGGUGGGGACGAUCCCGAAGAUGAAAGACGCGUUGACUCUUUUUGCCGUCCUCAUGUACGCCACUGCGGAGUUUGAAGAUGAUGACCUCGGCCAACGUGAAGACCUCCUUGUGAGUUUUGGGAAAUCAAAAUGAAAAAUAAAAAAACAUGUUACAGAAAAUUGGGUUUGACCUCAUUCAAAAGAGUUCUUGCAAUUCUCCUCACAGCAUGUACGUUUUCUAAAUCACACUUUUCAUCAAACUUGAUGUUUUCAGUUUGUUGCGCACUAACCUUCGCUUCCUCUAUAACGGACUUUUUGCCGACAAUGCCACUGAAGUUUACAAGAAUAUUUUUGAAAUGGAGCAAUUGGUUGCCAAAGAAGGAUACGAUACUCCUUUUGCUCAGUUGCAGUUGUGCCGGGUGAGCAUUUUCUGAGAGUUUCAUUUUGAAAUAAAAUGCGUUUAGGCUUAUUUUCUGACUCAAUGCCCAGAAGGCGCAAUGAAGAUUUACGAGAAGAUGAAGAAAGAGAACAAAAUCAAGGCUUACAUGCCGACUAUGUACUACCAGCUUUAGUGAGUUGAACUAAACGAAUAGCCGACAAUUAAGAUAACUUUUCAGCGAGGCAGCCGAUCCUGAACUGAAAAGCUUUCCCAUAUUCCAAAAGUUCUCAAACCAUGCUUUCGAGGUCGAGCCUUACAACUACAUUCACAACUUCAUGACUACUCAUUUCUGCAUUUUACAGCUCGAAAACGAACUUUGCACUGCGUGAGUGGAAUGCGUUCUAUUUUUUUCGAACAUGAAAUUUUUUGAAAGAUUGUUUGGGAAAUUAGAUUGUAGUGAUUGAGCUGUAAAGGGGCAUAUCAUUUUAUGAAAUAUGUCGUCAUUAAUUUCAGUGAAGUUUGAAAAAAAAAGAAAUGAAAUCUAAGCACUGAAUUUGUUCAAAAAAUCCAGAGUGUACAUAAAAAGUCAAGCAAAGUUUUUUUCUCAUGAAUAUUUGUUGUUGAGAGCUCUGCGACAGUUUCAAAUACUUUCGAAAAUCUCCCGAGAAUUUCCGGAAUUAUUACGAAAAUUCCAAACCCGACUUGAAAAGCAGAAUGAAUAAAACAGCAAGAGUGAAGCGUUGCGUCUGCUACGCGGCUUUUUAGCGGAUCUUUUAAAGUCGAACCCAAGCUGCUUUUUUUUUCUAUUUUCUCUUCUUUUAUAGUUUCUCAAUAAUUUUCAAUUUUUUAGUCCUGAAAAAAAUUUAGUUAAAGGAAUAAAAAUAUAAUUUCGAGCUCCCCGUCAAAAGCCGCGUCGCGUACGCAACGCUUCACCUCCGCCAAUUCACCCACCUCGCUUUUGGAGUUGGGAAGGGAUGACUAAGCCAAUUUGAUUUCUUUUUUUUGAAAAGGGAUGAGGAACCGAAGUUAUUUCAAUUUUCUUUUUCAGUGAAUACUACAAGAAGUAUCUGCCGUUCUUCCAACGCGUUUGCAUCUUUGCUCCUCCCAGCGAGCAAAACACGAUCAAGGCUUUCCGAGCGAUCUUCGAAGCUCGUCGCAAGUCGGCGGAAAUCCUCGGGUCUGUCUGAAAGUAAACCUCGGAUCUCUUAAAAAUUGUUGAUUUGUUUGUUGGUUUCCGCCAUUUUUCGUUGUCUUUUCACCUCUUCGGGUGCGUUCUCUUCUGACUUUCGGUUAUUUUUUUUUAAGCGGAUUUUAUUUUUUUGACACUUUGUUGAUUGUUUUGAUUAUGUCGCUUUUAAGUCACUUUUUAUUGAUAAGAAUGUAAUAAAAUAAAUGUUCUCAAAAAUAGUUGGAAUAAUUCAUCAAUUAAAAGCAGAGAUUUGAAAAACUUUUUGAAACACUGUUUUCUUGUGUGAAUUUUGUUUCAAAGUUUUGAAAUGAAGAGGAAAAUUAAAAAACAUCGAAAAAGUCACCUCAUGACUUUAGCUCAAUCUUCAGUAACCUUCGCAAACUUUACUAUUUUCAUUUCGUUUACUAGACUUUUUAAGCAGUUGAAAAUGUUAUAGGAAUUGAAAAUCAAUUUUUCCGGAGUUUCGCUAAUCGCUGACCAUUAAUUGGCUCACAGUUUCCAAGAAGGAUUAAAAAAACGUAACAAAUAAAUGUUUUCUGAAAAGAUAGUGUCGAUACAUGAAUAUUGGAUCAAAUUCGAAAAUCCAAAGCUUCUCAUCCAACUGAAGUUUUUCAUAUAGAAAACAGCUUUGCAAGAAAAAAAAACUCUUGGAGAAAUUUUGCGUAUAAAAACUGGCGUCGGCGAGAUUCGUGAGAGCAAAUUUGGGAGAGAAAGGAAAAAAGACAAGUUGAAUCCCGCCUACCCCAACUCGGCUCGACGAGAGCUCCAAUUGAGCCUCGGCAUUUCAUCCGUCACUCGUUCCUUUAUGACCAUAUGUCGCUGCUGUAUCUUCCUCCAAAUUGUUGAUUUCCUGCUACUUGAUGCCUUGCUGCACACCGACGACCGCGCUUUGUACGCCUUGCUCGCCGAGCAGGACUUCAAUGAAACCGCAGAAGACGUUGAACCUUCAAGGCGGGUUUGGAAGUGUUGAUAACCCAUUAAAAACACCAAGAACCCAAAAAGCUGCGAAAUUCAAUCUCAAAGAUUUUUUCCUGGGACCCCAAUGAAGUUUCAGUCUAACAUGAUUCAUAUUAGUUCUUUCUUACGUGAAACAGUCGAUGUAAGCCAAAAAAUAUCACUUUUAAAUUUUUGCCUGCCUCCGAUGAAAAUAGCAAUUUUUCGAGAGUUUUUGUUAUGAUUUGAAGUGUUGACGAAUAUCGCAAGAUUUAACACUGGGGCUUUUUUUCAAUAAAAUUUUAUUAAAAAAACAAAUCUUAAAGUGAGAUUUGAAGGACGUUAAUAAUGUUGGAACAAACUGUACAAAAUUUUUUGGAUAGUUAAAGUCUCGGAAUCGUCUGUCAGAAGAAAUUUCAAACUAUCAAUAACUCUUCGAAUUUCCUUAUGCAAAUUCUUUUCUUCUCAGAUCAAUGUAACACAUUUUUUCUUCUUGAGACCAAAAGCUCAUUUUUUGGUGAAUUUUGAGCUGAAAUAUUGAUAUAACCCGAAUUUAAUUAACGCUACGCCUUCAAAAGAAUCAAGAAGGAAGUCAUAAGUAAAUGAUCACGCAGAAAAAUGAGACUGCAAUGAUGAAUUCAACUAAUUAUUAUUCGGGCCUUCUAUGGAAGACUCGGGUGGAAUUUCGAUUGAAAAGAACUUUUACAGCGCCUAAAAAGUAACAGAAUUCAAUUUAUGUUAUUGUUUGAGAUUGUUUUAGCUGCAAAAAAACCGAAAAAGUAUUGAAAUCGCUAACGCUCGUUUUUUAAAACAAUGCGUUCAGAGUUGCCCUAUCGUCGACAAUUCCUCUGAGGACCACAUAUCACUUGGCGCAUUUUGACGAGGUUCUUUUGGAAAAGGCCCUCAAAAACAAGUUUGUUCCACGUUUCUUCUUCUAUGCCUUCGUAAUGUGACAUAGAGCCUGAGGAAAGAUAAAAAAAUGGGAUAGAAUAUCAAAAGAAUUUGUACACGAGUUUUUUUAUUCUUGAUUUUACUAUUUAAAAAGGCAAAGACAAAAAAAGGCACAUAUUUUUUUGUUUUUUUCACCACACGAGUUUUUUUAUAUCUUUCUAGCGAGACAAAUGAAGAUUGUUUUUGAACCAAUUUUUUUGCUAUAGUGAUGAUUGAAUAUUUUUUUAUUCGAGACAUCCUGGAAAAACUAAACGCUAUUAAACGUUAACUUGCUUGUUAAAAAUACCGUAGAAAUAUGUGAACACCUUUUUUCAAAAAGAUAGUCGUAAGCCCUUCAUGAAAUUUUUCAAAAGCAAAAGUGAAUACACAAUGUUUUAAUAAUCAUUUUUUUAUCAGAAAAGACGGUUGAUGGAACGGAAGAGUUGCUCUACCGAACACUUCUGCACCCUAGUGUCUACGAAAAGGACGUACGUCCCUCGAGCCAUCAUUCUCAGCCGACAAAUGUGACGUUUGGGUUUCUUCUCAAUCAAAUUGUUGAAAUGGUGAGGUCGAAAUGUUGCCAAGAAAGUCGGCAAUUUUAAGGACGAACGCAACCAGGCGCUGACAACUCGGAGCUGGCUCAACAUCAACUGGUUGGACCCGCGGCUGGUCUGGAACGAGUCCGACUGGUCCGACAUCAAGACCAUCUACAUUCCUCACAGUCGUGUUUGGAAACCGGACAUCAUACUCGUCAACAAGUAAUUAUCAAUAAACUUGCAAAAAAAGAAGAAAAUUCAACUUCUCAAGUGUCCUAGUCGGAAAUUUCCUGUUCGCGGAAAUUGACUUAUGUAAAUCAGUGCCAGUCCUUGCGCAUUUUCCUGAUUCAAUUUUCGCGUCCUCCCAAAACUUUAAAGUUUGGAAUUUGAACAAAGCGCGUAACAAAUACUUUUUUUGGUAGUACUGAUUCAUUUGGUUUUGAAAAAUGAUGAAGCAAGGACAUAUAGAUUUAUUUUUCUGGUUAAAUAAAACAGGCUGAUUUUGAGGAGGGGAGAGUUUUUUUGAAAGUCAGUAAAAAAAUAAAAAGCGUACAAAAAAACUUCCUAAAUAUCUAUUUCUUUCAAAAAUCCCUUCGAUCCAGUUUUUUUGCCUUUUUUUGAUGAAGGUUUUAUAACAAAACGUGGUUUGUCACAGAAAUACAGCUGAAAAUCUCAAACUGUUCUCUCUUACAGGUGCCAAAAAAAUUUUCAAGAUACAUCUUCAAGGCUUAUUUUAAUAUGAAAUUGAAACUGUUUAAAUUUCAGUGCGAUCCGAGAGUACCACGCUUCACUAGUAUCCACAGAUGUGAUGGUCAGCAGUGAAGGCAACGUGACCUGGCUUUUUUCUGCUCUUUUCCGGAGUUCAUGCCCCAUAAGAGUUCGAUAUUAUCCUUUUGACGAUCAGGUAGCUUUCCAGGAUUAAAAAAAGAAGUUCAUCAUAAUUUUCAGCAAUGUGAUCUGAAGUUCGCUUCUUGGUCCCACGAUAUCACAGAAAUAAACUUGGGUCUCAACACGGACAAAGGAGAUUUGUCGAGUUACAUGAACAACAGCGAAUUUGAUCUCAUCGCCAUGACCGCAACCAGAGAGGUGAAAUUCGUGACCUCGGGUAUGUCAAAAAAGUCAUCUUCUGUUUUAGGUAGUCAAAUUCCCUUCUGAAAUGAACCACGCUUGGCCGACAAUCGUCAUUAGAAUUCACAUGCAUCGGCGUCCGCUUUUCUAUGUUUUCAAUCACGUAACUCAUUUUUUCCAAUGCCUUUUUUUCAGUAGAGCUGUUUUUCAGAUUGUGCCAUGUGUUUUGAUAUCUUCAAUGGCCGUGUUAGGCUUUUUGAUGCCGCCAGAAACGGGAGAGAAAAUCAACAUGAUUAUCACGACUUUGUUGUCGAUGGGCGUCUAUCUUCAAAGUAUCACGGAGUCGAUCCCGCCGACUUCUGAAGGAGUGCCGCUGAUUGGUAUGGGAAACAAAAGGAGCAGGGUUUUCGAUCCAUAAUUGAAAACGAAUUUCAAGUUUCCACAAAAAAUGUAAAACAUGAUUAGUUGAGAUUUUUCUCGGAUAAAACACUGUAUUUUGAGCUUUUCUAAGUCGAGUAAUCCAUACAAACGAAAAAAACUAUUCUUACUUUAUCUCUAGGUUUGGUUUUUAUAGGAAUGUACUACGUCUCAUCUCUACUCAUGGUGUGCUUGGCCACUUGCGUCAACGUCAUAACUUUAAACAUGCAUCGAAACGGAGCCGCUAACCAAGGACGUCAUGUUCCUUUUUGGAUGCACAAAUAUAUUCUCGGAUAUUUGGCGGCGUUCAUGAGGAUGACCAUCAGAGAACCUGAUAGUAUAGCCUUGCUGAAAGCUUCUCAGGUAUUUUAUCAUCAAAAAUUCCUCUUUACAGAAAAUAAUUGAGAGCAAAAAGUCAACAAUACGGCGGAGUUCAAUCCUUCGUGAUCUGAAACGAGUGAAAAACAUGGCGAACUUGCGGGGGAGCAAAGACGAUCACAACGCGGACUGCGAAUGUAUGCACCCGAUGGCGGUGGGUAACGUUCUUUCGAAAAUAAGCGGAAGAAGCUUUUUUUCGUUUUUAGUUUUUUUUUCGCAAAUUUCACUCAUUUUUUUCCAGCAAGCCUAUACCGAGUUGAUGUACGGUACGUUGGUUGGCAACGGUACUUGCAGAGAUAAUAUGGCCAGCGAGAGCGCUUUUUUGGGAAAAGUCGUCAGCGAAGGGGUUCUGAAUUUAUUCAAUGCUUCUUUAUUCAAAAGCUUUCAGAUCAUGCCUCGGAUGAACGCUUCCUCAACAUCAAUGAACAAUGAAUUCGAGUCUCGAUUUCGGAAGAUUUUGAAAAGAAUCUAUCGAAGUCUGCAGCAACAUGAGAUUCGCGAAGAGGUCAGAUACUUUUCAACUUUUGGAAAACUUUUGUUUCUUUCAGAUCCUCGAUGAAAGAGCCAGAAUCCAGUGGCAAUGGCAGCAACUGGCUUCUGUUGUAGACCGAUUACUGCUCUGUCUUUUCUGUACAGCAACUGUUCUCACAAUCAUUUGCCUUCUAUUGGUUCCUGUUGCCUACCGUGACAAUGACUCAUUCUUCUCUUUUUUUCUCGUUCUCUUGAAUUUUUUUCUAGAAUAAAUAUUGAAUAUUCAUGCGUUUUUUUAUGUCCAGCUGAAGUAUGGUAAUUGAAAGCGGAAGAGCAAGCGUAUCAAAAAAAGAACAAAAAAAUUAUAAGAUUAAUAUGCAUAUAACAAGAUUUUUCUCCAGUUAGUCGUUUUCAAAAAUGUUUUCUAUUGUCUUCCAUUGCUUCCUUUUGCCUACAGUGAUACUGACUUUUUUUAACGUUAUUAUUUUUUUUUGCUUUGUCAUCAAUAAAUAAAAUUAACUAUCAUGUAUGAAAAAUGAGAAAAUUAAUUCAUAUCUUGGAGAGCAAAACUUUCAAGCGUUUCAAAUUUUCCUACUAUAAUUUUUGCCAAUCUCUGAUUUUAGACUCGUUCAAAACAACUCUUUCUAUAGCUUGCACGUCAGAUAAUAUCAUCUCAAUUUUAUAAUGAGAAAAGCAUGAAGAAUCAUCGGCUUUUUUCCCAACAGCGCCGAAAAAUACUUGCGGCCGACGACUUUUUUGGCGGCUCGUGGACUGUUUCGUCGCAAACGCUUCGUCUCCUUCCAUAAAAGGCGGCUGUUCCGAAGGACGAAUAAGCGAUCCAGAAUGUCGUACGCGGUCGUCGUUGCGUGCGUCACGUCCGUCGCGGUCAUCGUCGUCUCCCUGUGUUCGGUUCUCGUCAUCGUCGACGACAUCAACUCCCUCCACGAUGAUAUUUCCCUUGGAAUGGGCACUUUCAAGGUUUCUUUACUUUUCUCUCUGAAUAUUCGAAAGAGUGCGCUUAGUCAUCCUACGAAAUUGAAAAACACGCGUGAAAUUUCUUUUAAGUUACAAUUGUUCGCUUUUUAGUACACCUGUCAAGGUUUCCGCAGAAGCUGCAAGAAGCACUUUCGUGGGGAAAAAAAUUGAAAAUGUUCAAAUUUGAAUUCAUAUAGUUCGAAUCCAUUUUUUUCAUUAUUAAAUUUUUUUGAAAAAAAGUACAAUUUUUUUCGGAACCUACGUGGAACUUUAAGAAAACGUGAUUCCAAAGAAAUCGAUGAUUUUUUGAAUAAUCUUGACCGUGAUUUGAUGAAAUUGAUGGAUUUUUUUGAAAUUUUUUUGUCAUUAUUGAAAAAUUAGUUCAUAUAUAUAUGAAUUAAUUGGAACUUGACUGCAAAUUUUGAUUUGAAAGAUUUUGAAAAAAAACCUAACCAAACUCGUAUACAGAACUUCUCGAGGAACCAUUCUUGAUGCUACUCCGCAUGAGAACAUUCCAAAAAAACUUGUUGCAAUUUCAGGAACUGUCCGAAGCGACUUGGAGCAACAUUGUGAGCAUGCACGCUGGUCCACAGCAACAUAGUCAAUCUCCUCAAUUUGCCAAGUUCGUUGGCCUCGAUUCUCGUGUGAAGAGACAGUUCGACGGCUGCCAAUGUGAAGCGAGAGCUGCCAACUGUCCAGCCGGACCUCCAGGAGAAAAAGGUCCCAGUGGAAAGCCUGGACUCCCUGGACCUGAUGGAGAAAACGGAAGAGACGGCAGCCCUGGCAUUGCUACUCUCAUCACUCAUGACAUUCCUGGCGGAUGCAUCAAGGUACAAGGUUCCUUCUUAUUUAAAAUUUUCGAUGAAAUUCCAGUGCCCGGCUGGACCUCGUGGACCAAAGGGAGAAGCCGGACCACCAGGACCGGAAGGAAGACCAGGCCAGCCUGGAGAAAGAGGUGCUCCUGGAGAGCAAGGAGACCAAGGAUCGACCGGAGAGCCUGGAGAGACUGGACGUCAUGGAUCUCCUGGAAGAGCUGGGCCACGCGGAGAGACUGGAGCUGCUGGAGUCGUACAUCUUCCAGGAGCUGCUGGACGACCAGGACCUCCUGGAGAGCGUGGACCAGCUGGACUCCCCGGAAAGGUAUUCACACGUGUUUUAUGAAAAAAAAUCAAUGUCGUGUUUAAGGAUGGAGAAGACGGAAAAAUCGGGGAGCCAGGAAAGGCUGGUCAUCCCGGAAGAAAUGGACGCCCAGGAAAGAGCGGAAAGAACGGAGCUCCUGGAAAGUGCGGAGGAGAAGGACCAGUUGGUCCAGACGCCGGCUAUUGUCCUUGCCCAGACCGCGAACAGUAGAAAGUUAUUUGGAAAGGAAAAUAAAUAUUUAUCGAUCAAUUUAUGUUUAUUGUUCAAAGACGGAAGAACUGCAAAAAUGGAAGUUUUUCGAGCGCCCACUGAUAAUUUUUUUGUUGUCUGUUGAACGUAAUUUCAGAUAAAUUGAAAGAAAAUACCUUUUUUUAUUUUUAUCGAACGUGUUUUUUUAUAAAACUCAUGUGAAGUUUAUGUGAUUCUGUGCAAAACGUCCUUCAUUUUAUCGAGAAAAAUUUUACAAGUUCAUUUUCUGGUGGUGAUCUUAAAGAAGCAAACUAAACAGCGAUCUAGUUUUGAAUUUCCGAUAGGAAUCUCGAGAAGAAGUUUUGACUGAUCCAGUUGUAACAAGUGCGAGUUCGCAAUCAGAUAAUCUUUGAAAUAUCGGAAGAUACCACCGUUUCGAAAAGUUUUCUGUCAUUUUUUUGUGUUAUUGCGAAAACUGAGGUCUUCAAAAUAAAAAAAAGAUCUUCAAUUUGAGCCAACUAUGAUCAUGAUCUUUGGCUCUGAAAUAAAAAUUUCUGGCCGAUUUACACACCUUCUGGGUUUCUGAUUCUAUAGCCUGACUCAAAGUGUCUACAAUUUUCAAGUUCGAAAAAGGAACGAAACUUCUGGUUAUGGAAAAGAUUUCCGCAACAUUGGUUCGGCUAUUGACGCGAAAAGAAAAAAGGAAAGGCGGUCAGUUGAUAAGAGAGAAAAUAUAGUUUACGAGGUGCACGCAAGUGCACAAUUGCCUACUCCCUCGCCACUUCGUGUACAUUCCCUGCGGCCGGCGGUACUCGGCCAGAAGAGGUUCUGAGCUCAUCUGACAAAUGGCGUCUAAUGGGUUUAGACAUGGACGCGAGGCAAAUCACGUGGAGUUUGGUGGACGUGCAGCUCGACGGCCGCACCGCUGUCAUGCCGGUGAGCUUUCAAUAUAAAUUGCCUUGGGUGUCGCGGCGCGUCGUCGUGGGCGGCUCUGAGCUGUUCGGCUGAGAAAUCGCCAAUAAUUUUGUACUUAUUUCAAAGUCCGCUCAUCACACUUUCCACAUUGCCUUGAUUUGUCAGCUUCUGAAUUCGAAUUUCUCAUAAAAGACUUCAAUAUUCUUUGAAAUCCUUCUGUAAGCAGUUAUUGAAUUCACUCAAGUGACAAACUUGUGUUCAAAAUUUUCGAUACAACGCAAGCACUUUUUAGUUUUUUUCUGAAAUUUUGUCUAUUUACUAGCUUUAAGUUUGGAGCCAAAAACAAAAUUUUUACUAUCAACACGUUUCAAAAGUGUUUUUCUCAAGAGAUAUUCUAAACUAAGUUCACAGGUUUACUUCUAAAACAUCUCAAAUUGUCUUCUACUAUUUAAAUUUCCGUCCUAGCCAUACAAAGCGUUUAACAAGGUUAAACUUUGAGUAUGGCGCCAGAUUGCCUGCAAUAGUAGAUUAACAGAUUAAAAAUUGAUAAGAUCCAAGUUGCGAUGUUUUAUUUUGAUGACCAAAAAACUAGAAAAAAAUUGCUUUGAAGUGCAAAUACCAAUUGUGCUGAUUAUUGAGGACGAAUUAUUAUGUCGACCCUUUGGAGUUCAACAAGCCGUAGUACGCCGAAAAUAGGUCAACUGUUCGUUUCUGCCCUAUAAACUCCAAAGCCCCUCGAUUUGGAUACAAUAUUAGAGUUGGAAGAAUAACAGCAUAAGCUCGCGAGUAUUAAUUUCCAAUGAAAUCAUAUCGAAAGUUAUUUUGCGCCUGGAAUUUGGCUUUCAAGUCCUGACAGCAUGGCCCACUUCUCAAUUCACGUUUCUCGUGCAUUUGAAACGGAUACCAGGGGAAAAAACGAAGACUCUUACGAAAGACCGAGUGGUCCGCGAGCACUUUGUUGAGAAUGUUUCUGUUUAGAGUUGUGUCCGUCGACCCUCCUCAGGCUUUUUGCAUCCCUCGCACCGCUGAUUCAUGUGUUGUAUUAUGAGGCGACGAAAUCGGUUCUUUUUUUCUGCUCGACCCCCGACCAAAAGACAUUUUGUGAAUUGAACCAUUAAUCCAUGUCAGACCGCCGUUUCCGCCGCUUUGCGCUUCUGUCAAUUCAAUUGCGAUAGCUGGUCGUCCACCGACUUUGUCAUCACUUUCCUGUAGCUGACAGCCUCUAUAGCUGGAAUAGAUUUUCCAUUCGGACUUUGCCCUUGUACUCUCUUUAUUUAGUUUUGAAGAAGAAUAAAGUCUGAAUCCUUCCUACCGAGAGUCAGUUCUUUUAGUUGCUAAUUCAGAAAUUUUCGACUUAAAAUUCUAGCAAGCUUGCCGCUUUUCUUAAAUUCCAAGUUCUGAGGUUUGCAAAACUUUCAAAUUUUUAUCGAUGUAUAAAAUACUCUUAUAAAUGGUUUGCCUAUCGAUUUUUUUUUUUUCAAAACAUAGAACUGGGAAAUGAAUUUAUUGAAAUAAUUAUCUUAUUAUGUCUAAUACACUACUAGAAGACAAAAAAAUCAGAAAAAUUCCAAUUUUUUUCCUAUUUCGAUGCUUUGACCGGUUCAUUUCUCAAUCCCUUUGAAUAGCUUAAGACAGUUUUUCGAAAAUUUCAUUUACCUUAUGUUUGAAAUUUUUCCAAACGGUGCCAAAUUCAAAUCGAAAAAAACUAGUUUUGAAAAAUUAAUUUUCACUCUCGAUAUAAAUUUUUUUCACGUAUGAUUCAUGGAUACUUUCAUUCUCAAGUUUUUUUGUGAAAAUGUGGAAAUAAAAAUUUUAACGGAGCAAUCUAAAGAAAACAUGAUUUUUUCUUUAAAGGUAAAAUGGAAAACGUCUUUUUCCUCAUUUCAGGCACAAAAAAACCGAAUUAGGAUUAUUUCCGUUUGAAUGAGACAAUAAAAUAUAAAUCUAAAAAAAUGGAAUUUUUGAAAAACAGCAAGAGUUUGCUGAGAAACUCAAAAUUUAGUCUAAAAAGUUGAUUUCAACUUUCAACCAGUAGAAUCCAACAGUCAAAUGGUGAAUAGACUAUAAAAUUCCAGGAUUUUCAAGAAAAAAGCGACCGUUACCAAAGAAUGUUUGCCUGGUAGUCCAGUCUUGCUGGAUAGAUUCCAUCAAACCCAUCGUCGCCAACUCAAAUGACUUGUCCGAUGUGACUUUUUGCGCAGCUUCUAAGAAGCUUAUGUACGUGGAGAGGCUGCAACGCGACGCGUUCAAUGGAGACAAGUGUAAAUACAACUCGGAAAUGUGCUCCAUUGAUAGGGGGGAGAGACGAACGGACCGAGGAGAAGUAUGACGGAACAGGUCGGUUGACCGCCUAUCUACGGGGACACGACCACCUUUCCGCCGAUUGUUUUCGCUUCUCUCUAUCAUAAACUCUCUUCUCUCUGACCUCUUUUUUGAUCUUUCCCUUUGUUUCCUGUUUCAAGUUUUAUCGACUCACACUUUGUUUAUUUAUUUGUAUUCAUCAAUGAAUCGAUAUGCUUCAUGUUUACAGAUUCCCAGGCUUGGCGUUCCUUUUUGUUUAUUCUACGAGAAAUCAAUACCACACUGUUCGGUCACGAUAUUGCUCAAAUACCAAACCUGAACGGAAUAACGUCCAAAAUUACAACAAGAUUUAAAAAUUUUUGUUGUUUGGCUUCUAAAAACUUUGAACUGAAAAAAACUUUCUUGUUCAAAAGUUUUUUUCGUCAUAAAAAUUUACUAUCGAAGCUGACUUUCUGAAAUAACAAGAAAAUAUUUUUUUCUGCAUUUGCGAACUAUUCCACAAAUUCUGUGAUUGUUUUUUUCAAUAUUACUAGAAAAAAACAAGCUUUUUUUCAUAAUGUUUUUUUCCAUCCGAAACAAAAAUAUGGACAUUCAAAUAAAUUAAAAGAUCUAGUUUUUCUGAAUGUUUUUUUGUAAUUUAUCAAAAUUAUUGGAAACGCUAUAAAUCACAAAUUUUUCCUUGAGAAAAUUAAGGCGAAAAUUUCUAAGAAAAAAAGAAAGAAAAAAACAAGCCUUGGCAAGUUUGCUCUAUCGCAAUGCAUUAAAAAGCUUGUCGGAGUAAUUAUAGGUAGAUGACCUUCAAAUUAUGUUUUAUUGUUGUUCAAAAAAACUUUUCACUUAGAUUUGCAACUUUUCCUCUUCUUUGGGAGACUAUUUUUUCAAAAUUCCAAUCGUCGUUUCAAAAUUCGACUUCAAAUAUUAAUUUGAUAAUUAACAUUUUCAGAUGUCUGGGGGGAGCGAGUUAUGGAAAAGUUGUUCAAACUGGUUAUUUGAACUAGGUCUUCUAGUUAAAGCAGAUGCAGCCAAUAUGAUUGAGUUCGCCACAAUAUUGAGGUUUGAUCAAAUUUAUUUGAAUUCUUUGAAGCUAUGAUUUUUACAGGGAUGGAGUUUUAUUGUGUCGUUUGGCAAAUCUUUUGGUUCCAAACUCCAUCCAAGAAAAGGAGAUCAACAAAAACCAACAAAUGUCCCAGGUGGGUUGAUAAAUAAACGUUGAGUUUAAACUUGAGAAAUUUGAUAGUCUUGAAAAUUACAGUACUUAUACAAAUUUUUGUUUUAAAAACCUAUCUAGAUAAAAAAGAAAAUAGAGAUCGAUUCGAAAUAUUAAAAACUUGAGAGAAUAAUUUGAACUUGUUAACUGAUUUUCAUUUCACAGGUACUAUUUUGAGUCAAUCUAUAAAAUUUUUUUCCUAUCUAUUAUUUUCGAAUACUCCCACAUUUGCAAACAAACAGACAGUUUUUCCUUUUUGUUUUUGAGAAGUCAAAAACAGGCGAAUUUUCUGAGAUCAAAAAAAACACGCAGAUAAUCUUGACCCGAGAGAUAUACAAAAAAUCGAUAAUUUUGGCUAACUGUGCGAUAUGUUGCAGUUCACUUGUAUGAAAAACAUUUGCCUCUUUCUUGGAUUCUGUCGGACCCAACUUGGGAUCGAAGAAAAAGAUCUGUUCGGAGCCGCAGACCUCUAUUCGAUGACUGGCUUCGCUAAUGUUUUGGCCACGUUAUCGUUGGUUUCCAGAAGUGUUGCCGCUCUCAGCAGAAACGUCAAGUGAGAUUUUUCAUUCAUUUUGAAUUUACUGUGCAAACGCUUUUACAAAAAAGCUUUCUCUGCUAAUAAGACUUUCAUAAUUUUUAUGACAAAAAAUUUUUAAAUGAUGAACUUUUUUGAAACGAGAUGGAGUGUUUGGAAGUUUUAUAUAAUUUUUUUAUAGAGCUAAAAAAAUGAAAAUUCUGUAAACACGAUUCCAAAAAAAUAGUUCAAGUUUUCGAUAGAUUCCUUGAUAAUUGCCACAUUAAAAAGUUCAAUGGAAAGUUUUUUUCAAUAAAUUGCAACCAAUCAAUUAUUUUUCUAGUUCUCACUUUUUCAUGAGUUUAUUGGAAUUGAAAACAUGUUUUUUUGGAACACUGUACUGCGAAAUCUUGGAAAUCGAAGUUCAAAAAUUAUUUAGAUCGUUUGAAAUCUUUUCGCAUAUUUUAAAUCUCUCAUAAUAAAAAAAAGCUUGUUUUUCAGACCGUUUCCUGCGGACCCGGAAUUUCCAUAUGCAUCUACAAGCCAAAGACCUGCGCCAGAAGAAGAAGCGAUUUACCAAAGCUUAACGGAAGAAGUCGACAAGAUUGAUCCAGAGACGACCGUUUAUGGGGAUAUUGUCAAGAAGUGAGAUUUUGAAUGGAAGAACGAUUGUAACUUUGGAAAUUGCAGAGAAGACGACGAUGAAAAGGUCUAUGACCACAUCGUCGCAAGAAAAGACAGCAGACGCGAAAAAGAUGUAAGCUCAUCAGAUUUAUUUCAAACGUUAUUAUUUCAUUUUCUCAGGAGUGGUCAAGUUUCGUGCCUAGCUCCAAACGCGAACACUGCAUCAAGGAGCUUUUAGACACGGAGCAGAAUUACGUCGACAAGGCUUUAGAGAUGAUAAUAAAAAAAUUUCACACGCCGCUGCAAGGAAUUCUCAAAGAGAAGGAACACUCGACGAUAUUCAACAACAUCCAAGUGAGUUUAUUGGUGUUUUGUCAUUUGUGAGAAUUGGUUCUACACUCUUUUUAUCUCUAGCUUGAAAAAAUGAAUUCCACAAAAAAUUUCGCUUUUUCAACUUUUUAAAUCAAGUAUUUGUUUCUCACACACCAGCACUAAAGUUUACAGAUUAAAUGUAGGGAAUAUCUUGGAGAAUAAGCGUUGUAGUGAUGGUGGGGGUUUUCAAUAUUUUUAUAAAUAAUUUGUGACAAUUUUUUUCCCAAAAUUUAUGAAGUUUUGAUUUGAAACAUCCAAAAAUUUUGAUGUUGAGAUGUCCUUUUUUCAGAGCCUCUACGACUUUCAUAGGCAGUUUUGUGACGAACUGCGUUCUGCAGUUCUUCGGACGUUGAAUGUCAAUGGAAUUUCUUCCCGGCCCAGCUCUUUCCAUGAUACGCAUUACAGUAUCGGCAACGUAUUUGUUAUGUACGUCUUUCUGAAAAUUCCUCUGAACAACUCUCUUUUAGUCACAAAAAGCGGUUUGUCUCAUACGGUCGAUACUGUACUGGCUUGGACGAAUCUCGGGAAACGAUCCUGGCUUUGGAGAAAAAAGACGCGACGGCGUGGCAGAAGAUCCAAGUAUGGCUUUUUUUUCGUCUUUGUUUUUUUUUUCAAAAUUCAUCUGAAAGUUAUGAAAAUCAUUUUAUUCUUUCUAAUUGAAAUGAACUAUAUUGAGGAUUAAAAAAAAUUUUUCGUUUUCAAACUCCCAAGGCGAGAAAAAAAUUCAAAAAAACACUCAGCUACAGUAACUGAUAACUUUUUUAAAAAAACUGUACCUAAUCUCUCGAAACUGCUUAACUUUAUGAAAAAGACUUUCCACUUGAACCAUUUUAGUUUUCAUGACAUUUUGCUGGAAUUAAAAAUUCGCUGCAGUACUGAAAAUUCUAAGGAUGGAAUUUUUUUUUACAAAAAUAUAAAGUUUCACUAAAUUUAGCGGAAUCAAAACUUAAAUUUUUAGUAAUCUAGAGUGAAAAGCUAAUUUUUUUGAUACGGUAAAUUUUUUACUACCUAAAACAUAAUUGAUUCUCUAAUUUUUCAGGAGUGCAGCGGAUCGAUAACCGAUAACCAGUUCAAGUUACAAGAUCUACUCUGUCUUCCAAUGCAACGUGUACUGAAGUAUCAUCUUCUGCUUUCGGUGCGUCAAUUUUCCUUUUCUUGCUGACAGCAUGUUUUAGGAGCUCAUAAAAUCAACGCCGGUGGAUGACGUGGAUCGUCAGAGCUUGGAAGACGCGCGAGAUGCUAUGGAAGACGUCAACCUCUACAUCAACGAAAUGAAGCGAGAUACGGAAACCCAGCAGUUGACGAAUGAAAUCGAGAAAAGUAUCGUGGACCUUGCCAUGGUACGAUGAUAACGUCAAUUCUUCACUGGAAAAAAAAAUGUUUCAGCCAAGCCAGGUGAAGUUGACCCAUUAUGGCCGGUUGAAUUGGGACGGGGAGGUCCGAUUGGCGGAAUCGACGGCUUCUCAAAGCGGGAAAACAAAACAGCGAUACGUCUUUAUUUUCGAUAAAGUCUUAGUCAUCUGCAGGGCCAAUAGAGUGAGAAUUCCAGGUUUUUGCAAUGAUCAUAUUGAAAAAUAUGUUUCAGAACAACACGUACACUUACAAAAAUGCCUUCGUGCUGAGCGAACUGAAGGCGGACCCGAACGUAUCGGUUGACUCGAAAACUGGCGGAACGAUUACGAGGUAAGAUUCACUUUACUGAAUUUUUAAAAGUAUAAAUGGAAACAUUAAGCCAACUGAUUCAUUGAAAGAAGUGAAAGAGACUGAAAGAUAGAAGAUUUUAUAGAAAAUUGUUGAAUCACUUUGAAAUAAAUUUUCAUGAAAGAUAAGGUGGUCGCUGUUUUCGAUAAGAAUCUGGGAACCAUGUUUCUAGCAAAAUGUUUUCAAAUCGAUUUUUAAAAACCACUUGUUUGAUUCCAAACUUACAGACGUCUGACCCAACACGUUCUUCAUCUGUAUCGUGAGAGAAACGAACAAAGUGAGACUACUCACAUCACUAUAACGUUCAAAAGCGCGGCUCGUCGUCAACAAUGGCUGGAACGUUUCCAGCAUUCGAAGUGAGUUUCUCCAACCAUUUGUCCAUGUUUCUGUUUUACGCUACUUCAUACACAGGCAGUUUGAGUGUUCCAAAAUGAUAAGCUGAGGUCUGAUUAUCAAAACGGAAAAGUUUUUAUCUAUAAUAACUUUUUAUCAUUGAAAUCAGAAAAAAUGGGAAUUUUCAAUCAAGUAUAUUUUUUUUUGAUUACAGAAAUUUUUUCAAAAUUGGCCGAAUAGCGAUCUCAUUAAAUAUUGUAUUUUUGACCUAAUCUUUGAACUUUCAGGGAAAACGUCCUUCCAGUCAACUUGCUGCGAGAUACUGGUCAUAGCGUCCAUUUCACCAGUUUUGACGUCGAAACUGCGCCGACUCUUUGCAGCGUUUGCAAAAGGUUCCUCAAAGGUCUUUACUACCAGGGAUACAAAUGUGACCGUAAGAAGAAAUGAUACGAAUUUAUGUAGUGAGGAAGGAAUUCAGAUUGUAACCUCCAUAUGCACAAGGAGUGUCUCGGGUUGAAGAAGUGUGAAGGACCUCGGCGGAGUAGCGACCCCACAAGGACUUCGCAGAGUUUCAACAGACCUCGGACGUCCAGUGUUCAAUGUGAGUUCACAGUUUCCUUAUUGACGUUUCGCAUGAUUACAAAAUUGUGGAAAUUUUUUUUCUUGUUCUGCUAAAGCCUGCUUCAAAUUGAUAACGUAAAAAAUGCGACAUCAAAUUGAAAUUUAGACACCAGCGGAGAACAAGUGGUCGCAAUCGCUCGGAGUGUACCGAUAGAUCUCAGUUUUCUGCAGUUUGAGAAAGAUGACCGAAUUGAGGUCAUCCAAAACCACAACAACGGGACAUUCACGGUAACAUAGUCUUUUUUUAAUUUGGAAACAUUGCUUAUUCUAGGGUUGCGUUUUGAGCAAUCGCCAGAGAACGGGUCUUGUGAAAUACGAUGCGGUUCAUCGUCUUCGAGUGAGCUAUUUCAAUUUGCUUUUUACUGCAUUGAAAAAACGCUUUUAUGAUAAUUCUGAAUGAACCCUUCUUUUUUUUUGUCUUUUUUUCGUCUUCUUCUUCUUCGUUUACAUUUCUUCACGCCUUUCCACUACUUGAGCGGGGUCGGCGCUCCAAGUCGAUGAAACAGGGCCUUAUUUUGAUAGAUAAUUAGUUUACUACAUCUAGUGUUAUACCUAUCCUUGUGUGUGACGUCUAAGGAUUAUGAAGCCGCCUCUUUGGACCUGUUGCGUUACGGCCCGCCGCUGUAACUAUGCAUGAAACUUCAAAAAACGUUACAAUCUUGAUGUUUUUUUAAAAGUGUCAUCAAAUUUUUGGGUGAAUCAAAAAGAGUAAGUUUUUUAGAAAUUAGUUCAUUAGCUAUUAACGUUUUUAGUCUUCAAUGUAGAUCCCUGGCAUUUUAUAGCAACUAUAUGUUUUAUGUGAAUAUGCUUUUUUUUGAACACACUUACAAAUCCACUGUAGCACAAAAAAAUUCCCGCUGAACAUGAAGUAUUCGAAGCUUCUUCCAGAAGUUUUCCUGGUCUCGCAGUUUAAACCAGUUUCUCCAAGAUCCUUCGUUUUCUCACCACUUGCAUUCCGCAGCGUGAUUCUAGAUUCCUCUAGCUUUGAGCAACCGAUUGACCUCCAGUGAGCUUCGUUCGCACCGUGACAUUGCUUCCAUCGUCAAGCUGGAAAUCGACGGCUGAGAUGUUCACAACAUCUGUGACAAUGUAUCAAGCACUCGACACCUGCUUCCUCCGUCCUGGCUGCGUUGGAAAGACAUUUACUCACCGACUUCAUGCACUUCCAACAGCAUUACAAAGCACAGUCAUGCUAUGUUUACCUUUGCACUUAUAAAAAUUCUACAGUUGGGCUCUAUACCGAUGUUAUUGAUGCUGUGUGUAAACGUACAGUUAUUACCAUAACACUAUGUUCUGCCUAAAACCGAAUGUUUUAAUUUUUUUUUUGUGACCGAGGCGAGAUCUUGUCUCGUCUCAAGACUUUUUGAGAUGAAAAAUAAAAGACUUUCUUGCGCUGCAAGUUUGUCGUAUAUUAAGUUAAUGUCGUUACGUCAUAUACCGCGACUGUAAGCGACCAAAGCCACAUCACAGUUUUAUAUUUGAAAAUCGCAAAAUUUCGAGGUUUAGUCGUAUUCAAGUGUUAUUUUGAAACAAAAAUUUAGAUUUUUUUUUCAUUUCGAAUGUCUCGAAGCAAUCUCAAUAUUGUCCCGGAAUUAUUUUCCAAGGAUUUCUUUGUCUCAAUCUCGUCUUAAAAUAAAAAACCUCGUCUUGUGCAUCCCUGGUCUGUAUAUCACUGCUUUUCUGCGCCUUAUUUUCCCCUUUUUUCGCAUGAUUCUUACACAUUCGAUGCAGAGUGAAGAAUGCUGUACUUUUUUUGCACCUAGCAUAACGUCUCACAGCAAAUUAACACGAGUCAAUUCAGAAUAAAUAGUUAUGAAGUAACAAAAAAGAGAAACCGUGGAGCUAAGUAACGGCUCAAUAAGAGGUCUAUAUUUAAACCUCCUUCUGUAUGAGAAAUAUAAAAGACUGCGAUGACGGACUGCCGCCAUUAAAAAAAGAUCAAAAAGGUCAACAAAAAUAGUAGCGCGCUCAAAUAAUAUUCACGUCGCACACACACUUAAUAAUUAGGACAAGGAAAUUUUUUUCAUUAUUACAUUUAAAAAUUUUUGAAUUUUGAGAAAAAAAUAGAUAAGUUUUUCAAUUGAAACUUAAAAGGCCUUUUUUUGCAAACAAUGAACAAGGCCUUCCGAAUAAAAUUUGGAAUCUUUUUUUGAAUAAUAUUUGAAUCGAUUUUUCUUUUUUUAGAAAUUCGAAAACCUAAAAACUCCUGAACCUAUCUUUUUCAGAGCAACUCUGUGGUCGGCAUCAGUCUGGACAGCCAGAUUUCGUUUCCCGCCAGAGUCCAAAGAAAUGAAUCUACGGUUCUUCCACGUCGGCCGCCGGAGAAUAGGUUUUUUUCUGAAACAAAAAAAUAAACCAACUAUUUUCAUUUUUCAGUAACAAAGUCCAUUUGCAACGAGACUAUGUCAACACAGAAAUCAGUGCGCAAAGCUGGUAUAUGGGCGAUAUGGAAAGGGACACCGCUUUCUGUAAGCUUCGUGGGACACCCAACGGCACAUUUCUGGUGCGAUAUAGCGCUAACCGCAACACUUUCGCGAUUAGCAUCAGGUCUGGUAUAUUCAAUUUCUUCAGCCAUUUUCUGACGGAUUUCGAAUAUUUUAUAAAUAAAAUUUGGUUCUACAAAUUAUCUUAACGUAAUUAAGCCUUUGUUCAUUGUGUCUUGUAGGCGGACCUUGAGAACAUAAUCUUAGAUGAGAGUUGAAGGCUCUCAAAACCUUUUGAAUGAGUUCAAAACUUCAAAAACAAAACUGAUUUAUUUCAAGCCACUCUCGAAAUUGAUUCUUGAAUGUUAAACUUCUUGAAAAUCUUCAACAAAUUUGCUAUAUUAUGUGAAGAUAAUAUACAAAAUCAAAUUUUUACAUUCUUCGGAGACAGUUUAUCAAAGCGUGGUGAAGUUUCAAAAUUUCAAAGUUUUUGUAUAAUAGUUCGACAACUAUGGAAAGCUUCUUCCAGCUUCCAACCACAAAUAAAAUGUUUCUGUUUUUAUUUUUCUCAUCAAGUUUUCUUCCUUAUUUCAUAUUUUUGCAGUUAUGACGGAGAAGUCAAGCACAUGGUGAUUGAGCAGAACCGCGACCAACAGUAUUAUCUCGAUGAGGGAUAUAUUUUCAACAGUGUUGUGGUGAGCCUUCUGAGAAAUAUUUGAUUAAUUAGAACUUUAGGAACUUGUCACGUACUACCGUGAACACAACUUGAUCGAGAUUUUCAACACGCUCAACACUACUCUGAAAAGCGCUUACCGCGAAUGCAAGGUAAAUUUUUUAUUCUGUACGUUUCUUGAAAAAAUAAACUAAUUUUUUUUUGGAAUAAUAAUAACUUCAAGAACAAUUCUAUCAGUUUAUGAUUUAAGACCAAGAUCAAAAUUAGAAAGCUCCAGUAAAGUUUUUGUCGAUUCAAUAUUGUCUCUAAAAACAAUCUUCAAGCUUUUACUUCCCAUUUAGGACUAAAAACUCUAUUGGCACUCUGAACAUUUUUUUUUCUUUUUUCAAAACCUUUCUUAUUUUAUUUAUUAACCACUCUGUAGCCAAAAAAUAAUAACUUAAAAGUUUCUGUUUUGCUACAAAUCACUUUUAUUUUAAAUAAAAAUUUGCUUGCGAACGCACAAUUAAUAAGAAUCCGUAUUUUUCUAGCUGUACCGAGUGAUCCACGACUACGACGCCCCUGAAGACCCAAAAUUUCUUUCUCUGAGGAAGGGCGACGUCGUGACGUUGGUCGACACAAUUGGAGAGGACCGCGGAUGGUGGAAGGGGAUGAUCAACAAUAAGGUUGAUAUGUUAAUCUUUGAGUAUAUGAAGCUGGAAAAAUAUCAACAUUUUGCUUUCUAGGAAUCAGGAUCCGAGUUGGAGCUUUCACAAGUUUUUGAUUUUUUUCUUAUAAAGAAAAACUCAGCUCUUAUAAAAAGUUGAAGAGAAAUUCAAAAAUGACUCUUGAAAUUUGGUUUUUUUAUUUACGAAAUGAAGGAAGAAAAAAACAAAUUUCAUAAGAAAUAUUUGAGGCCUCCACUUUACGGAGUUCGAAAGUUCGUAACUUCAUUGAAAAUAAAGAAAUCUUCAUUUUUUUGUUCUUUUAAAAGAAAUUCAUAUUGAAUUUGGUCAAAAAGACCUUUAGAACAGAUUAUUCGAUCGCAAAAUGGUUUGAAAUGAUCUCAGCUUUUUCCCAAAUCUUAUACCAAAUGUUCGGUUUUCUGAAGUUUCUGUUUAAGGUCGGCUUCUUCCCCCUGAGCUACGUCGAGCCGUUGACUGAAGGCGAGAGUCGUUGA